This is a messenger RNA of Macrobrachium nipponense, 1201 nucleotides long. RefSeq names its product glucose-induced degradation protein 8 homolog. Gene Ontology annotation, cellular component: cytoplasm; nucleus. The record is from RefSeq and is a predicted model, not a curated record. The coding region runs from base 152 to 874 and encodes 240 amino acids. Gene Ontology annotation, molecular function: protein binding. Lineage: Eukaryota; Metazoa; Arthropoda; Malacostraca; Decapoda; Palaemonidae. The transcript has 5 exons. Gene Ontology annotation, biological process: proteasome-mediated ubiquitin-dependent protein catabolic process.
CAACAGUGUCGUACCAUAACGUGUUUCUCUUCAACGUUACCGUCGCCAUCGCUCAUCCGCCGCAGUUUGGCAACAACAGAACAUCGUCAGCUGUUCGAGGGCGACAAAGAGAUCUGUUAUUAAUUUUUUCUUUGUCAUAGACGUCGAGUAUAUGAGAACAAACGUGGAGAACGACGGGGACCAGGCCGGCUCCAACGAGGGCGUUAAAACGAUGGACACUUCCGAGUGGUUGGAGGAGAUCGGGAAGAUGCACAUUCAUAGAGCUGAUAUGAAUAAGCUUAUCAUGAAUUAUCUCGUCAUGGAGGGAUUUAAAGAAGCUGCUGAAAAGUUUUCCAUUGAAGCAAAUAUUAAGCCCCCCAUGGACCUGGACCAGCUGGAUGAACGCAUCCGUAUUCGCUCUGCCAUCCAAGCCGGCCACUUUCAAGAGGCAAUGAGGAUGGUAACUGCUCUGCAUCCCGAAAUUCUUGAUGACAACUCUCAGCUUUAUUUCCAUUUGCAGCAACAAGUUUUAAUUGAGCUGAUCAGAGAAGGUCGCGUUGAAGAAGCUGUUGUGUAUGCCCAGGACCACUUAGCUGAAAGAGGACAAAGGGAUCCAACAAUACUGAAUGAAUUGGAGCGAACCUUGGCUCUCUUGGCAUUUGAUCAGCCUGACACAUCUCCCUUUGGUGAUUUGUUACAUCCCUCUCACAGACAGAAGGUGGCUAGCGAGUUGAAUGCAGCAAUUCUACGAGCUCAAAAUCAGGAAGAAACAACUCCCCUUUUAGCAGAAUUGCUUAAACUUUUGCUCUGGGCACAGGACGAACUUAAUAAGAAGAAAGUACAAUACCCGGUUAUGACGGAUCUCAUUAAAGGCCAAUUCGAUGAACCUAAAUGAACAUAGCUCAGAUUUAGUUGGAUGUUUUCGUGCUUAGGUUAACCUUUAUGUUUGUUUAGUGCGUAUUGUCUCGUUACUCAUCAAGAUUAUGCUUAUGCUUGUAUGUAUGAAUGUGUGGCCCUAUUGUUCAGAAGGUUUUGUAGAUGAACAACAUUGGAGCGAGAGGACUUCAGGGCACUUUGUGGAGAAUUCCUGUUUUGGUUUAGGUUAAGAUUUGUAUAUAGAGAUACUCAUUUCAUUACAUGCUGUCAAACCAAACCUUACCAAAAUUUUACAUCGAUAGUGAAAAACACAUCGAUCAUAUAGUGUGAUAAAUAAAUUUAUUUU